This is a messenger RNA of Aspergillus homomorphus CBS 101889, 2270 nucleotides long. RefSeq names its product CeGAL family transcription factor. The record is from RefSeq and is a predicted model, not a curated record. NCBI's taxonomy places the organism in Eukaryota, Fungi, Ascomycota, Eurotiomycetes, Eurotiales, Aspergillaceae. Gene Ontology annotation, molecular function: DNA-binding transcription factor activity, RNA polymerase II-specific; DNA binding; zinc ion binding. Gene Ontology annotation, biological process: DNA-templated transcription; regulation of DNA-templated transcription. The coding region runs from base 88 to 2196 and encodes 702 amino acids. The transcript has 5 exons.
AUUUGCUUGGCCAUAAUAGUCUGAGAUGCUUUUGCAUCCCUACCCCACUGAUUAACUCCAAGUUCUAAUGGUGACUAUGCCACAAUCAUGAACCAGCCACGCUCGGAUGUUGCCGCAACAUCGUCAGUGACCGGCGCCAUCCGUUCUGAAUCCCGCAGGAAGCCAGCGGGAGCUGUUGCAAAGCGCGCAUGCGAUCAAUGUAAAUUUCGGAAAAUCAAGUGCAGCUUGUCACAACCAUGUAGAGCAUGUGUCUCCAUGGGCUUUGAAUGCACCUUUUUCCAGCCUCAGAAGAAGAGAGGUCCCACUGGCCACCGUGUAUCACAGAUUCGGCAGCAACAAAAUAAUAACCUCUCACUGAACAACACUCCGGCUCAGGGGGCAUCCAAUUCGUUUCCAAGCUCUUUUCCUUACCAACCGGACCCCUCGUCUCGAGGGAAUCAAGGUCCCGAGGUUCAGACCCCGCCUUGGCCAAUUCCGGGCGAAGCCCCGGUAUCCAUAGAACUCGCUCCGUCAAGUGCGACUCCAUCUAUUCAACCAGGUUGGAGCACAGAUGUUUCCGACUCCCAGAGUAAUGGUGGAAUCGGUUGGAACGAGCGCAAUGAUGUCGAAUACUGGCUUCCAGAUACCCUGGAUGCUCAAUUGCCUGUUUUUGACUUCCCGGGCAACAACAUCCUCUUGAAAACCUCGCUUCCCUCCAUUAUAGAGGCCGACCCAACGUCUGCAAACCUGCAGACGCAAAAUAUCCCGGCUACGAGUAUCACAGUACCGAAGCCGGGUGUUGUACCCCUAGAUUCCAACCAUGCGCAAAUGGUGUGGCCGGCAUCGAUUGUUGAAGCGAACAUGAUCCCGUGGAUUGACAUCUACUUUGAUCGUCUGCACCCAACACUGCCAGUCCUGAACCGCUCGGCUCUUUUCAUCCGGAUGAUGGCGCACGAGCAUCGAAGAAAUCCUCAGUUUGGCUCAAUGCUACUGGCGCUAUGUGCUUUUUCUCUCACACAACCGAUAGAGAUACAGGAGCGCCCGACCUCCUCCUCCAGAGCGAAUCAAGCGAGGUCGAUGAUGCACGAAGCAACCAAGAUGCGAAGCUGUUCCGAUUUUGGCGAGCACCCCACCAUUGAGGCUGUCUUGACCAGUUUCUAUCUCUUCGGGUGUCUUUUUGGUAGCAAUCAGCAUAAUGCAGCUUGGCUUCGCCUGCGGGAGGCUUUGGACCUCGCGGCGACACUCGGCCUCAAUAAUCCAGCUUCAUAUCAAGACUUACCUAGCGAGGAAAAGGGCCAGCGGUUACGGACGUACCUUGUCUUAUCGAUCACCGAAAGGGCUUAUGCCUUGCAACGUAGACAUCCUAUCACGUUUUGGGGGAGACCGGGCUUUAGUAUGCGGCCUGUUCAUGACUUCAUUCACACUGCCACCCACAGUCUGGUAUCGGGGAUUAUCGUCCACAAUGAAAAGGAUGCCGAAGGAAUGAUGGGUCUAGCCCGCUUGAUGGAGCUUUUCGAUGCCAUCGAUGAGGAUGUUGUCGACUGCUGGAAUCAACAAUGCAGCAUCAAAGCCGGUUACUGCGAACAACUCACAGCGGCAAAGGCCUUGGUGAUCCAUUCAAACCUCAACCGAGUUAGCGAAUCUGAGCUCUACAAAGAUUACGACUGGUUCGAACGCUCUAAGUUAGCUCUUGGUGGGGACCAAAAUCGCCCUACGAUAGGUUUGAGAGAGACACAAUGUGCGGAUGUUUUCAUCACGAAAAAGUGGCUACAGAACCGGAUAUGGGUGCUUUGCUCCACUCACGGGUUCUUACGGCCUGUAUCCGAGCACCGCGAGCUCUGUCUUGACUUUGCUGUAACGCUUGCAAAGGACACAUUGGAUAUAUGCCGUGCUCUGCGUUUAAGCUCCAUGGAAGCUCACGGAAUAGGUCUGGUGGAAAAACUGUAUGAUAUCGCAGUAGGAGCGACCAGCGUACUAUACAAUGUUCAAAUGCCUCUCGCCAAAGGAAUCACGGUGCCGUCACCAGCUGGAACGGUGCCGAACAUGCAACUGCCAAUUUCUCCUAUGGCAGAUGCCGGAACAUUUCCCAAAUCACUGACAGGAGACUAUCUGCUUCUGUUGAACACACUUCGUGGAGGCAACCAUCCCUUCAUGGACAAGUAUAAGGCGUUGUUGAGCUCCGUUCAUGCAGCUAGUGAUUCCUGGGCGCCACAAUAACUUUCUGUAACCCAUCCCUGGCGUCGAAAUGGUGACGUUGGAAACGCUGGCACUUAAAGGAAGAGAAUUGUGAC